Messenger RNA from Rangifer tarandus platyrhynchus (Svalbard reindeer), 339 nucleotides. The record is from the annotation of a GenBank genome assembly. Lineage: Eukaryota; Metazoa; Chordata; Mammalia; Artiodactyla; Cervidae.
AUGUCCAUUGAGUUGGUGAUGCCAUCCAACCAUCUUAUCCUAAUUUUGAACAAAUUAAUUUUACAUAGCUUUGGUGAGAAUCCUUUGAUUUAUAUUUUAAAAUAUCAACACUAUCCCAACAUACAUUUAGUGGAUGAAAACCAGAGGGAAUAUAUAUUAUUUGGAGUUCACCUACCAGGACUAAGUAAUGCUGUGUCAUUUAUGUCUGGAGUAAUAUUUUUGUUUAAUUUAUAUAACAUUGUAUUGAAACUGAAACUAAAAUUUCCCAUGCCUUUAUACUGGGUAGGUUUUCCCCUCCUAGACUUCAAUUAUUUUGAUUGUUUUGAAAUAAUUCUAUAG